CGUGCGAUCGGUAUAUAACGUCGUCGGCUUAAACUUUGCUCGUCACUUGUGUUACGAGCGUGCCGCACGCGAAACCCUACAAACGCAUUUUUGUUGCUGUGUGAAUAAGAAAGAAUAUAUAAUUUUGAGAGAACUGCCAACUAAAAGCAUGGCGUAUUUAUUUUCAAUUAAGUGCAAUUAUUUAUCGCUGCCCUGUCAGCUUUUGCUGCUGGUGCUUCUUGUGUUCCCCUGUGCACUGUGUGCUGCCAAACAAUUGCCGCUGGCCAUCAAUCCGCUUGCUGCAACAGAAAAAACACCGACAAACAGCAGCAGCAGCAGCGGCAGCAGCAGUGAACAGCAGUUGCAACAGCUACGUCACGAAUCGUACGAUAAAAGUGAUGACGACACAUUGCAUCGAGAGCGUCGUCAAGUUUCUGAUUGGUUCAUAGCGCCGAAUACGCGUUGGUGCGGUCGCGGUAACUUGGCUAAUGGCACCUACAAUCAUCUGGGUGGCGCCUCAAUGGCCGACAAGUGCUGCCGGAAGCACGAUCAUUGCCGCAUGUAUAUACCGGCCAUGUCGAACCGCUACGAACUGUUCAACUAUCGUCCCUAUACGCUGUCGCACUGCAGCUGCGAUCGUCGCUUUCGCACCUGCCUGAAGAUGGCCAGCGAUGAGGAUGCCAACACCAUUGGCAAGCUCUUCUUCAAUGUGGUGCAGACGCAGUGCUUUGUGCUAAGAGCGGAGCAUGUGUGCCAGGAGCGUGGCACUGGCGCCGAUGCCAGCAAAUGCUUCAAGGAGGUGGUGCGUCAAAAGGCGCAUUUGCAAAAGAACAAAAAGUUUUAACAAAAUGGAAUGGAAUGCAGAUAAGUCUGUUCCCAAUUAAAAUACAUAUACAUAGCUGAUAUACACGAGCUGCCAAUAUUCCUAAGCAACAAUGAACAAACAACUAAAGCAAUUAACGUACUUAUUUACUAAAUUAUACUAAUCAAAGUACCAAACAAACAAACAAACAGUCUUGUAUAGUAGUAUAUAGUAUAUAUAUAUAUGUAUAGCAUACUAUCUUUUAUAAGUUGUGACGAAGUUUCGUUGCGCAUAAGUGUUCAAUAAAAAUGACCCCGAUAUUGGUCAUUUAAUUACAGUCGUUUGUCAGAGUCAGAUACAUAUAUAUAUAUAUAUAGAUGUUUACUAUAUCACUUAUGGCUUUUGAGCAGCGCUUGACUUGUUAACAAAUGAAUUAGAAUAACUGAAUUUUAUUAUACGCGUUGAAUUGAUUGAUUGACUGAACUUAAUCAAAAUUGAAAUAGAAAUAGAAUUAUGAACUUUAGCUUAUUUUAAACUGUCAGUAGUUAAGUACUAUUAUUAAUAAUACUAACCACAAUUUUUGAGCAGCGCUGCAAGUGAAUUCAAUGUACCGUUAUGUAAUUAAUUCGCUUACAGCGCCGCCUUCUAGUAGUUGUUAUUACCUUUUGUAGAAUACUGCGAAACAUAGGCUGCCUGUAAAACAAAGUUUUAAUUAGAUAUAUAAGCGUAUAACGUAGCCGGACUAGCCGUUAGCCGUUAGUAAGCCACGCAUUAAACUUAAAAUGUUUCCUAAUUUAUUAAUUAUUGAGGCAUGCACACACACACACAUGAAAUCUCUCUUUACAUCUUUACUAUGCCGCUCAUACUGUUGCCUAGCUGAGAAAUAAAUUAAACUGUGAAACUAUUUUUAGCCUGCAAUCAAUUUAAAUUCAUAAUAAAAAUCGAAAACCCCAAUUUUUACAGCCUGGAAUUUUGUACUUUGCACAUGGGGGUAGAGCUAAGAUUAUCAGUUAUAGACAGACGACAUAUGGAUGAGAGCGAACAUACAUAAUUAAAUUGUAUUUUCCGUCACAUUGACGUAGCCCAUUACCGAUGACCCCACUGAUUAUCGCUGCUGUGGGCCAAGUGACGUGUAUAUUUAUUCCUUUUCUUUUGAAAUUUGUUAAUUGUUGUUUAUAUUGUUCUAGAAGCAAUUGCGCUGCGUGCCAAUUAAAUUUG
This is a messenger RNA of Drosophila busckii, 1999 nucleotides long. It is a transcript of the gene GIIIspla2, whose product is annotated as acidic phospholipase A2 PA4. The transcript has a single exon. Gene Ontology annotation, biological process: phospholipid metabolic process; arachidonate secretion. Lineage: Eukaryota; Metazoa; Arthropoda; Insecta; Diptera; Drosophilidae. Bases 149 to 823 code for a protein of 224 amino acids. Gene Ontology annotation, molecular function: A2-type glycerophospholipase activity. The record is from RefSeq and is a predicted model, not a curated record.